This is a messenger RNA of Closterium sp. Naga37s-1, 681 nucleotides long. Lineage: Eukaryota; Viridiplantae; Streptophyta; Zygnematophyceae; Desmidiales; Closteriaceae. The record is from the annotation of a GenBank genome assembly.
GCCAGCCGCGCACCAGUGGUGGCAGCAGCAGCAACCACAGCGGAGGCGCAGACAGAGGAGGUACCGGUGCCGGUGGUGGUGAUAGACAACCACUCGGAGGCCAAUGCGACUGUGGUGCAGCUGGAGUUUGGGGACAGGCUGGGGGCUCUCAUGGACACGAUGGCGGCGCUGCGCAGUCUGGGGCUGAACGUGGUGAAGGGACGCGUGACGACAGCAGGCACCGUUGCUCGCAACACGUUCACCAUCACUCAGGAGGGAGGCAAGGUGGAGAGUGCGGAGAUGAUAGAGGCCAUUCGAGGCACCAUCAUCUCUAACCUCCUCAAGUACCACCCUGAGUCAGGCACGCAGCUAGCCAUGGGCCUCACAUGCGACUCGCCCCCUUGCAAUGCGAGCGUGCCAACGCGCAUGGCGCUCACACCCCUCCCGGACAACAGUGGUAGCGAGUUGAGGGUGGAGGCGGCAGACCGGCCGGGACUGCUGAUGGAGAUUGUGGAUGUGCUGACAGGGAUGUCCGUUAGUGUGACAUCAGCAGAGAUCGACACCGAGGGCGUGGUGGCGAAGGAUGUGUUCACGGUGUCGUACCAUGGGGGGCCACUGGAUGAUGAGAUGACCACGCUCACACUCAACGCCCUCAACUACACUCUCUCGCGGCCAGACAUCGAAGCAGAGGAGAGCUAUUAG